This is a messenger RNA of Scleropages formosus (Asian bonytongue), 988 nucleotides long. RefSeq names its product tumor necrosis factor receptor superfamily member 5-like. The coding region runs from base 158 to 988 and encodes 276 amino acids. NCBI's taxonomy places the organism in Eukaryota, Metazoa, Chordata, Actinopteri, Osteoglossiformes, Osteoglossidae. Gene Ontology annotation, cellular component: external side of plasma membrane. Gene Ontology annotation, molecular function: protein binding. Gene Ontology annotation, biological process: positive regulation of cytokine production involved in immune response; defense response to Gram-negative bacterium; defense response to Gram-positive bacterium. The transcript has 8 exons. The record is from RefSeq and is a predicted model, not a curated record.
GGCGUCGCGAACGUGGGAGAGACGGACGCUGCGGUACAUCACCAGUAUUACUGUCCCUCCCUGUCUCCUCUUCUUCUACAGUUCUCAGGUCUCCCCCAUGAAGGUACACACUCUGGUUAAGCAUCAGGAGGGAAGAAUCAAGAAUAAAGUGUAAAUAAUGCAUCUGGAGGGAGAGAGCCUGAAAACACUUAUAUGUGCAGCAUUUCUUCUGAUAAUGAAACACAGUCACUGUUCUGCUUGUAACGGGGCUGAAUAUGAAAUUGACGAAAGAUGUUGUCCUGCCUGUGAUCCUGAAAUUGGUUUAAAGAAAGUGAAGGAGUGUACAAACUCUUCAGACACGGUGUGUGGAGCCCUGGAAGGGAACUAUUGUAUUGAUCCUUAUGAGGGAGGAUGCAGAGCAGCACAGAAACACACAACCUGCAAACCUGGACACUUCAUCAAACACCCUGGAACAGAAUAUAAUGACACUGUGUGUGAGAACUGCCCUGAAAACUUUUACUCAAGUGGAUCUUCAACAUCCUGUUCACCACACACAGACUGUGAAUCCCAAGGACUUUACACAUUUAAACCAGGAGACGGUGUGUCUGAUUCUCAGUGUGGAGAGAUCAGCCGAGUCCCUCUUAUAGCUGGAAUUACAGUUGGAAUAAUUUUACUGCUGUUACUAGUUGGAGGAGUAACACUGUAUAAAUCAGGCUUCUGUCACAAGGAGAACAGCUCCAUCCCACCUGAUUUGGUCCUCGAUCCUCUUUAUCCUCCCCAGCAGGAUUGCUCCUUGAAGCUGCUACGGAUUCCCCUGAGUUUGUAUCCUGAUCCUCCUGUGGCCUCCGCUGUGGACUUGGUCCUUGAACUUGAGAUGUAUUCAAGGCUGCACCCUGCCCCCACUUCGGACAGCCUGAUCACAUCUCGGUGUUCCUCUACCCUGCAUACAGACAGCUCCUCAAGCAAGCCCCCCCAAUCCGGACAUACCCCAACCAAAAGCCUUAGAUAA